Messenger RNA from Closterium sp. NIES-65, 1491 nucleotides. The record is from the annotation of a GenBank genome assembly. NCBI's taxonomy places the organism in Eukaryota, Viridiplantae, Streptophyta, Zygnematophyceae, Desmidiales, Closteriaceae.
AUGAUCGCGCCGUAUCAUAUCCACAGAUGCGGCCACCUGGCUGGCCUAGGCUUGGAUGUCCCCCUCUCGCCGUGGGAAGCAGACCUGCUGCACGCUUCAUCUGGCGCCGCUGGCUCGAGUGCGACACUGACGAGGGAGAUUGUCAAAACUGGUGAUAAGCACGAAACCGAGAUUGUCUCUGAGGGCGGAGGGCUUGGUCUGUCGGCAGCCUACCUGCUUGCCUCCCCGCCCGCGUGGGACGAAGGGGAGUGUGAGCAGUACCUAUCCCAAGAGCUGGGUGAAGAGAAGGAGCUUUCGGAUAGAGAAGAGGCCAUGAAGACUGCGAAAGCCCAGACUGAGUCAGCUCAGGGAGGUUCGGAGCACGGGGAAAGUGGACCUCCGGAGGAAGCUUCCUCAAAUGCUAUGGAUGAGUACAGGCGGCGUGCUGUGGUGAUGUGGGCGGUGGGUGAAGCGACGGUGAAUGAGGUGGUGGAGGGCUGCUCGGCCGAAGGGGGUGGUGGGAAGGAGGAGGUUAACAGGGAGGGUGAUGGAGAAAACAUCAGUGAAGGGGGGAAUGUUGGGCAUGCUUGGCAGCAGAGGUGCUGCUGCUGCAUUCGAUGCUUUGAUUCCCCACACCGCUUCUCUGCACUUAAUUCUGCUACUCUCACUGCUGCUACUGCUGGGUUCCAUGCUGCUCCUCCCCCCACUGCUACUGCUGACGGUGCGUGUAAACCUGCUGCUCUCUCCUCUGCUGUCGUGGCCAGUGCCGCUGUCUCCGAUGCCACUGCUGCUUUUUGCAAGCUCAUGAGGCAAACGUCGCUCUGCCCUGGCCCUGCUGAGCCAAUGAGGGAUGAGCCACUUUGCACCAACCCUGUUGUCUCUGAUGCCACUGCUGCUUUCUGCAAGCUGAUGAGGGAAACAUCUCAUUGCGACGACCCUGCUGAGGCGACAAGGGAAGUGUUGCCGUGCGCUGACCCUGCAGCACCGAGCCUGCGGAGCAAGCGACCGAGGGAGGGCUGCGCUGGUCGUGCUGCAGCUCCACCAGUGCCAGGCUGCACCAUGCAGCGGCCACAGUCGCUGGAGAGUGGCUGUGCACGGCAGGGGAAGAGGAGCCGCGUGCAUCCAGCACCGUGGCCUCAUGUUGGGUCGGAGAGUGCCCUUCCAGACGACGUGCUGCUGGGGUUCAGCAGCGGGGAGGCAGGCUACGGCUCUGGGGAGCCAGGCACCGCAACAUACAGACGCCUGUUCUGCCCACAGCCUCAUGUCACAGGGCUGCCUGCUGCUCUCUUCUUCCCCACGCACCCGUGUUUCCGCUUUGCCUGCCUGGACCUGCCACCCACGUUCCAGUGGCCCUGUGUGCCCCCGCCGCCCGCGUGCCCGUGGGGAGAGAGCUGCAGGGACGAGGGCUGGCAGCCUCCCUGUCCGAGGCAGCGCUGCUGGACUGGCCUCUGGAGCAACAAGGGGCCAGGGAGGGAGGGGCUCAACUGCAGUCAGAUUCUUGCGAGCUGGUAA